CAGGGCCCUUGGCUGCUUGGUGCGCAGGCGCCUCGGGCGCUGCCAACUGAAGUCGCAAUGGACGCGCUGGAGUCGUUGUUGGACGAGGUGGCCCUGGAGGGGCUUGAUGGCCUUUGUCUGCCCGCACUGUGGAGCCGUCUGGAGACUCGAGUGCCGCCCUUCCCGCUGCCUUUGGAGCCCUACACGCAGGAGUUUCUGUGGAGGGCCCUUGCCACGCACCCGGGCAUCAGCUUCUAUGAGGAACCUAGAGAGCGACCCGACCUCCAGCUCCAGGACCGGUAUGAAGAAAUCGAUUUGGAAACUGGCAUUUUGGAGUCCAGAAGAGACCCAGUCCCUUUGGAGGAUGUCUACCCCAUUCAUAUGAUCUUAGAGAAUAAGGAUGGCAUCCAGGGCUCAUGCCGGUACUUUAAGGAGAGGAAAAACAUCACCGGUGAUAUCAGGACUAAGUCUUUGCAGCCCCGUUGUACAAUGGUGGAAGCCUUUGGCAGGUGGGGAAAGAAACUGAUCAUUGUUGCCUCCCAGGACAUGCGUUACAGGGCCUUGAUAGGCUUGGAGGGUGACCCCGACCUCAAACUCCCUGACUUCUCCUACUGCAUUUUGGAGCGGUUAGGCCGGUCCCGGUGGCAAGGGGAGCUCCAGCGAGACCUCCACAGUACUGCUUUCAAGGUUGAUGCUGGGAAGCUCCACUAUCAUAGGAAAAUUCUGAACAAAAAUGGGCUCAUUACAAUGCAGUCGCACGUGAUCCGAUUACCCACUGGAGCCCAGCAGCUCAAUCCGAGAAGCAAAUAUGACAUCCUCAUGGAGAAGCUUUCGGCGAUGCUGAGCACACGGAGUAACCAGAUAGAGACACUAGGAAAGCUGCGGGAAGAACUGGGACUGUGCGAAAGGACGUUUAAGCGUCUGUACCAGUACAUGCUGAAUGCCGGCCUGGCCAAGGUGGUGUCUCUUCCCUUACAAGAAAUCCACCCUGAAUGUGGACCUUGUAAGACAAAGAAAGGGACUGACGUCAUGGUGCGCUGCCUCAGGCUGCUGAAGGAAUUCAAACGGAAGGUCGAAGACGACCAUGACCAGGAUGACGACGACGACGAGGAGGUCAUCUCCAAGGCAGUGCCUCCGGUGGACAUCGUGUACGAGCGGGACAUGCUCACACAGACCUACGAACUCAUUGAACGCAGAGGCACGAAAGGAAUUUCCCAAGCUGAAAUCCGAGUGGCCAUGAAUGUGGGAAAACUGGAAGCAAGAAUGCUGUGUCGUCUCCUUCAAAGAUUCAAAGUUGUCAAGGGAUUCAUGGAAGACGAAGGGCGGCAGCGGACUACCAAGUACAUCUCCUGCGUGUUCGCCGAGGAGAGCGACCUGAGCCGGCAGUAUGAAAGGGAGAAAGCCCGGAGCGAGCUGCUGACCACAGUGAGCUUGGCCUCGGUGCCGGAGGAGUCACUCCUGCCCGAAGGAGAGGACACUUUCCUCUCCGAGUCGGACAGUGAGGAGGAGGGCAGCAGCAGCGGCAGCAGGAGGAGAGGCAAAGGAUCACAGGCGGACGUGAGAUCCUCCAGCGUCGGUCUCGGCACCCAGCCUCAUCACUCCACCCCCACCAAGGGUGGCUGGAAGGUGAACUUACACCCGUUGAAGAAGCAGCCAUCUUCCUCCCCAGGAGCUGCCGAGGAGAAAGCCUGCUGGAGCUCUGUCCCUGGGGACGGCCUCCUGGACACCAGCAGCUCCUCAGACCCCAGCGUGCCCUUUGGCUCCAGCUGCUUGGAGAGUAACAGUGGCGACAUAGCUGUGAUUGAAGAGGUCAGGCUUGAAAACCCAAAGGAGAGUAGCAGUUCCCAGAAGACUGGGAAGCACGGCCCGGGCCAAGACAAACCCCAUGAAACUUACCGACUGCUGAAACGCAGGAAUCUGAUCAUAGAAGCUGUCACCAACCUCCGCUUAAUCGAGAGCUUAUUCACGAUUCAGAAAAUGAUCAUGGAUCAGGAGAAGCAAGAAGGCGUGUCUACCAAGUGCUGUAAGAAGUCCAUUGUCCGCCUGGUGCGGAACCUGUCUGAGGAAGGGCUCCUAAGGCUGUAUCGGACGACGGUUAUUCAAGAUGGCAUCAAGAAGAAGGUGGAUCUAGUGGUGCACCCGUCCAUGGACCAGAACGACCCUCUGGUGAGAAGCGCCAUCGAGCAGGUUCGUUUCAGGAUCUCCAAUUCAAGCACAGCAAACAGGGUUAAAGCGCCCCAGCCUUCAGUACCUCAAGGGGAGGCCGAAGAAGAAAGUCAAGGAAAAGAGGACUCAAGUGGAUCAGGAGACUCCCAGCCGAAUGCUUCCUCUAAAUCAGAAAGCGGACGGGUGAAAAAAACUGAUGAGAAAAUGGGCAUAACCCAGCUUAAGAAUUACAACCCUGUUGUAGUUCCCGGACUUGGGCGUUCUCUGGGGUUUCUGCCCAAAAUGCCUCGCCUGCGGGUAGUCCACAUGUUUCUGUGGUACCUGAUCUAUGGGCAUCCUGCCAGCAACACGGUGGAGAAGCCGGGCGUCAGCAGUGAAAGAAGAACGGGAAAGCAGGGACUCGGCAGGGCGGGAGCCCCUCCGUCCUCCGGAAAUGAUUUGGAGGCUUCCUCCGACGCGCCACCUCAGGACGGCCAAGAUGGAGCCAUCUGGGAGGCGGAAGUGGAGCUCGCCACAGAGACAGUAUAUGUGGACGAAGCCUCAUGGACGCGCUAUAUUCCUCCCAUUCCAUUCCACAGAGACUUUGGCUUUGGCUGGGCUCUUGUCAGCGACAUUCUCCUCUGCCUGCCCCUCUCCAUCUUUGUCCAAAUUGUACAAGUCAGCUACAAGGUAGACAACCUUGAAGAGUUUCUGAACGACCCUCUGAAGAAGCACACACUGAUUCGUUUUCUCCCUAGGCCCGUCCGGCAGCAGCUUCUGUACAAGAGACGGUACAUAUUUUCGGUAGUGGAGAACCUUCAGAGGCUGUGCUACAUGGGGCUGCUACAGUUUGGUCCCACAGAAAAGUUUCAGGAUAAAGAUCAGGUCUUCAUUUUCUUGAAGAAGAAUGCAGUCAUUGUUGACACCACCAUCUGUGACCCACAUUACAACCUUGCCCACAGCAGCCGGCCCUUUGAAAGGCGUCUUUACGUCCUGAACUCAAUGCAGGAUGUGGAAAACUACUGGUUUGACCUACAGUGCGUCUGCCUCAACACCCCUUUAGGUGUGGUGCGCUACCCGCGUGUCAGGAGGAACAGCAGCCCGGAUCAGGGCAGUGAUGAGGAGGGCAGUCUGCAGAAGGAGCGGGAGAGCGCCAUCGACAAGCACAACCUGGAGCGCAAGUGUGCCAUGAUGGAGUACACCACGGGCAGCCGUGAGGUUGUGGAUGAAGGCUUGAUCCCUGGAGAUGGGCAAGGAGCCGCUGGGCUCGAUUCCAGUUUCUACGGACACCUAAAGCGUAACUGGAUCUGGACCAGCUAUAUUAUAAACAAGGCCAAAAAGGAGAACACCACUUCGGAGAAUGGUCUCACGGUGAGGCUCCAGUCGUUCCUGUCCAAGCACCCGUUGCCCCUCAGUGCCGGAGGCAAUGGCAAGCUGAAUAUCUGGGGAGAAUCCAGAGCAGUGUCCGAGCUCUGUGCUGACAGGGACGAGCAGUUUGAGGUUGACAAAGAGCCCACGCUGGACAGAAACCGGAGAGUGAGGGGUGGGAAGAGCCAGAAGCGGAAACGGCUGAAGAAGGACCCUGGAAAGAAGAUCAAAAGGAAGAAAAAAGAAGAGCUCCCAGAAGAAAAAAGCAAAAGGCUGCGUUACCACGAUGAGGCCGACCAGAGCGCCCUGCAGAGGAUGACCCGGCUGCGUGUCACCUGGUCCAUGCAGGAAGAUGGGCUGCUCAUGCUCUGCCGAAUUGCCAGCAACGUCCUCAACACCAAGGUGAAGGGCCCGUUCGUCCCCUGGCAGGUUGUGCGGGACAUUUUGCAUGCCACCUUUGAAGAGUCUUUGGAUAAAACAUCUCAUUCGGUCGGACGAAGAGCUCGCUACAUAAUCAAAAACCCACAAGCCUAUCUGAACUAUAAGGUGUGCCUGGCUGAGGUAUACCAGGAUAAGGCCCUCGUCGGAGAUUUUAUGAAUCGAAAACGUGACUAUGAAGAUCCAAAGGUUUGUGCCAACGAAUUUAAAGAAUUCGUGGAAAAGCUUAAAGAGAAGUUCAGUUCAUCCCUGAAGAAUCCUAACCUUGAAAUCCCAGACACACUCCAGGAGCUAUUUGCCAGAUACCGAGUUCUGGCGAUUGGAGAUGAGAAAGAUCAAAUCAGAAAGGAGGAUGAACUUAAUAGCGUGGAGGACAUCCACUUCCUGGUGCUCCAGAACCUGAUCCAGAGCACACUGGCCCUCUCCGACAGCCAGAUGAAGUCCUGCCAGUCAUUCCAGACAUUCCGCCUGUACCGGGAGUAUAAGGACCAGAUUCUCGUGAAGGCCUUCAUGGAAUGCCAGAAGAGGAGUUUGGUCAACCGGCGCCGGGUCAACCACACGCUGGGCCCAAAGAAAAACCGGGCUUUGCCCUUUGUGCCCAUGUCCUACCAGUUGUCCCAGACCUACUACAGGAUCUUCACGUGGCGAUUUCCAAGCACCAUCUGCACUGAAUCAUUCCAGUUCUUCGACAGAAUCCGGGCUGCCGGCAAGUUGGACCAGCCUGAUAAUUUUUCCUUCAAAGACCAGGAUAAUAAUGACUCCUCAAAUGACCUGGUGGCAUUUUCUUUGGACGGCCCUGGAGGACAUUGUGUGGCCGCCCUGACCCUCCUCUCCUUGGGCCUUGUCGCCGUGGAUGUCAGGAUCCCCGAGCAGAUCGUGGUGGUGGACAGUUCGAUGGUGGAGAACGAGGUGAUGAAGAGCCUGGGGAAGGACGGGGCCUUGGACGAGGACGAGGACGAAGAGGAAGACUUGGACGAAGACCCGGGGGACAAGCGCCGGAGCAUCGAGGUGAAAGCCCGCCAAGCCUCACACACCAACUACCUACUGAUGAGGGGCUACUGCGCCCCCGGCAUCGUCAGCACCCGCAACCUCAACCCCAACGACAGCAUCGUGGUGAACUCCUGCCGCGUGAAGUUCCGGCUCCGCCAGAGCCCCGCCCCUACCCAGCUCGGGCCGACGGACACUUCUCUGGAAGAGCUAACGGUGGGAACCUCCUGCCUCCCCGACAUGUUUACCAGGCUGAUAAAUAGCCAAGAAGAUGCCUGCAGCCUAGAAGAGUUUGUCCACCAGGUGGAGCUGUCCGGGUAUAAACCUGGAGAUGUGUCUGCCGCCUUGGAGGUCCAGGGCGCUGUUGCGGCUGCCGGUUGCUUUGGGGUGGACAAGGCAGAGCUGAGCAGACGGUUCUCCUCGUUUGCGAGGGCAGAUGGUGAGCGUACCAGGACCUUCACAGACUACGUCCAGGACCUCCUGGAGCGACACCAGGUGCUGGAAGUCGGCGGCAACUCUGUUCGGCUGGUGACCAUGGCCUCUGCCCAGCCCUGGCUCCUGCACUCGGUGCGGCUGAAAGAGAAAGAGGAGGACACUGACACUCAGAGAGAAGACCCCGAGGCCAGACCUCCAGAGGGGCCUUCCAGUGAGAGCGAGCCCGCUGAGAAGCAGGCACCGCCUUCUCAGGGCUCCCAAAGCAGCAAGAGGCGCGCCAGCUGGGCCAGCACCGACCCCGCCCGUCAGGGUGGGGAGACCGCCUCCGAGACUGCCCAGAAGCCCCCGGCAAAGCGGCCCACACUCCAGGACGUGCGCUUGUGCCCCAGUCCCGGGCCCAGAGUAGAGGAGAGGACAGAAACCCAGGCGCCUGCUCUGCCCGUCGCUCCUAGAGACACAGGGGCAGCGGAAGCUGGACAGGAGGACCAAGCAGGUGUCAGGGUACCAGGCUCCCCAGGCAGAGAGCGGCUGAGCCAUCAGGCCCAGCUUCCCGAGGACUCAGAAGACCCCAGAGGUUCGGCAGAGAGUUCUGUGGCCGGCAGCCUCUCCCAAGCAGCACGGGAAAGGGACUGUGAGAGCGUCUGUUUCCUCGGCCGCCCGUGGCGCAUCGUGGACGGCCACCUGAACACGCCCGUGUGCAAGGGCAUGAUGGAGGCCGUGCUGUACCACAUCAUGACCAGGCCCGGCGUGCCCGAGAGCUGCCUGCUGCAGCACUACCGGGGCGUCCUGCAGCCCAUCGCUGUGCUCGAGCUGCUCCAGGGCCUGGAAUUCCUCGGCUGCAUUAAGAAGCGCUUGCUGAGAAAGCCCGCGGCUGUAUCGCUCUUCUCCAGGCCCAUGAUGGAAGAGGCAGAGGAGCCCUCCAGCCCGGGCGAGAGUUCCACGGUGUUCUAUGAGCCCACGCUGGACUGCACCCUCCGGCUGGGCCGUGUGUUUCCCCACGAGGUCAACUGGAACAAGUGGGUCCACUUAUGAGGCACGUGGGGCCAUCUCGACUCUUCCGUCUCUGGCUCCUGAGGAGGAAGCGAGCUCUCCUGAGUGGGGCCUGUGCCCACAUUUGCAGUGUGGCCCAGCCAGGUCGGGGCACAGACAGCCUUGCACCCUGCCCAGGUCCUGAGGAGGUCUGUGCUGAGCCUCCGGCCCUGACUGGACCUGAUUUCCCAACCUGGAACUCUGGGAAGAGGACCACCCACGCUUCUCCCCUCGCUGGGGCCAUGGCCGUUGGUGCAGGCACAUUUCCACCCCUGGCAGGCCAUCUGCCUGUCACCCUGCCAAGCCUGGGCGGGUGAGUGUGUUAGGCCCACGUGGCUGCCGCGUGGAAACGGCGCUGCCUCCCAGACCCUGAGACUCCUGUGUGGACCUCAGCGUUGCCAGCUGUUGGCUCAUGGGGGCUGGGAGCUCUGGGCUUUGGAGUUUGCCCGUCCGUGCACACCUCAUGGUCCAGAUCCCAGGACCACAGCAGACUCCCUGGCUCCCCAGAAAAGCCAAGUGCCCCCGAGCAUCAGGGCCUUGUAAGGACAUGUCACAGAAUGGGGGCUGUGUGCCUUGCCCCCCCGGGGCCCCAGCAGAGACUUAGUCCUCUCCAGGCAGGACAUUUGACCCCUGAGGCUGGGACAAGCCACCCAGAGAGGAACCUGCAGGUCCCUUUAUAGCCUUGCAAGCCACCUGGCAGGCUGCCAGCUGGGUGGGUGUGCCCUCUUCUGCUGGCUAGAAACCAGGAGUUCCAUAGGUUUGGGGCUGGUUGGUUUUGUUCUCAAUCUCUUUCCUCAUUAAAAAUCCCUGGCAUGUAUUUAUUUAUUUUUUAAUUAAAGUGAAGUAAAGUACA
Messenger RNA from Pteropus alecto (black flying fox), 7234 nucleotides. It is a transcript of the gene GTF3C1, whose product is annotated as general transcription factor IIIC subunit 1. Lineage: Eukaryota; Metazoa; Chordata; Mammalia; Chiroptera; Pteropodidae. The transcript is spliced from 37 exons. Gene Ontology annotation, molecular function: DNA binding. The coding region runs from base 58 to 6384 and encodes 2108 amino acids. Gene Ontology annotation, biological process: 5S class rRNA transcription by RNA polymerase III; transcription initiation at RNA polymerase III promoter. The record is from RefSeq and is a predicted model, not a curated record. Gene Ontology annotation, cellular component: transcription factor TFIIIC complex.